GUUUAAUCUACUCUUUUGGCCUUAUUUAAUUGGAUAAAUAUGACCUUUUUUUUUUAGAAAAGAGGAAUUCUGACAUUUUCAAUAUAAAUUGCGCGAUUCUUUAAAUACAAUAAGUUUUUUCUUUUGUUUAUCUUCAAAAAUGGCUCAAAAGCAUAAGCUUCAUUUUGAUACACUUCAGUUACACGCUGGUCAAUCCCCUGAUCCAACAACAAAUGCAUGCGCCGUUCCAAUUUACGCUACUUCAUCCUUUGUCUUUAAUGAUACACAGCAUGGUGCUGAUGUCUUCGCUCUUCGAACUAGUGGCAAUAUCUACUCAAGAGUGACAAAUCCUACCAAUGCUGUAUUUGAACAACGCAUUGCUGCACUUGAAGGUGGUGUUGCAGCUACCGCUGUUUCGUCAGGUCAAGCAGCUCAGUUUUUGACUAUUGCUACACUUUGUAAAGCAGGUGACAACAUAGUGUCGAGUGUAAGUCUGUAUGGUGGCACCUAUAAUCAAUUCAAAGUGUUGAUGCCUCGCUUGGGUAUCCAUACUCAUUUUGUGCAAAGCAAUGAUCCUGAAGAGUUCCGUAAAGCCAUUGAUGAAAAUACCAAAUUGAUUUAUGUGGAAAGUAUUGGUAAUCCUCAAUUUACAAUUCCUGAUUUUAGAGCAUUGGCUGAUGUUGCGCAUGAAGCGGGUAUUCCUUUUGUGGUUGACAAUACGUUUGGUGCAGGUGGAUAUAUUGUACGACCUAUUGAAUAUGGUGCUGAUAUUGUUGUUCAUUCUACUACUAAAUGGAUUGGCGGUCAUGGCACUACUAUUGGGGGUGUUGUGAUUGAUGCUGGUCGCUUCAAUUGGGAUAAUGGCAAAUUUCCUGAAUUUACAGAACCAUCACCAGGAUACCAUGGACUUCGAUUCUGGAAAGAAUUUGGCAAAGAAGCCUUUAUUACUCGACUUCGAACUGAGUCAUUACGAGACAUUGGUGCUUGUCAAAACCCAUUUGCUUCCUUCUUGUUGCUUCAAGGUCUCGAAACUCUAUCACUUCGUGUUCAGCGUCAUCUGGAUAACACAUUGGUAUUGGCUGAAUGGCUUCAGAAGAGACAGGAUGUUGCUUGGGUGUAUUACCCAGGUCUUAAAGACCAUCCUUCUCAUGCUCUUGCCAAAAAAUACUUGCAUGGCUUUGGUAGUACCUUGACCUUUGGUGUAAAAGGAUCUCUCAAGGUAUUUAUUGAAUCUGUCAAAAUUGCUUCUCAUUUGGCUAAUGUGGGUGAUGCAAAAACACUUGUGAUUGCACCUGCAUUAACCACACAUCAACAAUUGAGUGAUGAAGAACAAGCCUCAACUGGUGUAACAAAGGAUAUGAUUCGAGUUUCCGUAGGAAUAGAGCAUAUUCAAGAUAUUCAAUGGGAUUUCGAUCAAGCAUUAAACAAAGCCAACACAGUUGUGUAAAAUCAACAUGUCGUCAUGAUUUAAACAAACUUAUAAAUUUUAUUCUCCUCCUUUCUUUGUCUUUUCUCUUUUGUUUUGUUUUUUUUUUUUU
Molecule: messenger RNA, 1517 nt
Organism: Gilbertella persicaria
Lineage: Eukaryota; Fungi; Mucoromycota; Mucoromycetes; Mucorales; Choanephoraceae
Product: Cys/Met metabolism PLP-dependent enzyme-domain-containing protein
Exons: 8
Coding region: 140-1426 (428 amino acids)
Biological process (GO): transsulfuration
Molecular function (GO): pyridoxal phosphate binding; transferase activity, transferring alkyl or aryl (other than methyl) groups
Source: RefSeq, a predicted model, not a curated record